UCCUUGUGCCCUAACUGUGUGGGUCCUUGGCGUGGAUGCUGUGGCAAAGCCAUGCAUUUCACAGUUAAUCCCAGCGAAGAGACACGGAAUGCUCUGCGGAUAAAAGGCUUGUAGUCCCAGCUGGGGAAAGAGUUCCAUUAUCUCCCAGCUGCAUAGACAUUCUGCACGGUUUGCUUUUGCCUGGAUGAGCAGUGUGGCUUUCUGAGAGCGUGUAACAGUUUGGCGGAAAACUGUAAGGAUCCUGAGACGUUUGGCUGUUAAGAUCUGCUAUAAAGUAGUGUCAGGAAGAUCUACGUGGUUUCUCUGAUGAUUGGAUGGGAGGAAUUCUUGACCUUGGAAAGUGGAGAUGAUGUUGCUAUGGAAACUCGUAUUUCUGCUACCACUCAUGAGCUGUUUUACAGAUGAAGAAACUCUGCAUGGACCCAUUUUCAUUCAGGAACCAUUUGAUGUCACUUACUCAAUGAAUUCUGAAGAUCCAGAAGUCCUUCUGAACUGUACAGCUAGUGGCCGUCCCUCACCAUACUACAGGUGGAAGCAAAAUGGCACCGAUAUUGAUCUCACCAUGAGUUAUCACUACAGGCUGGUGGGAGGCAGUCUGGCAAUCAAUAAUCCACAUAAAAAACAGGAUAUUGGGACAUACCAGUGUUUCGUCACAAAUUUGUUUGGAACAAUUCUGAGCAGGAAAGCAAAACUUCAGUUUGCAUAUCUUGAAAACUUUGAAACCAAAGCAAGAAACACCGUAUCUGUCAGAGAAGGACAAGGAGUCGUUCUACUCUGUGGUCCUCCACCACACCAUGGAGAUUUAUCCUAUGCUUGGAUUUUCAAUGAUAAUCCCUUAUAUGUUCAGGAGGACAGUCGCCGAUUUGUAUCUCAAGAGACAGGAAAUCUAUACAUCGCCAAAGUGGAACCUUCUGAUGUGGGCAACUACACAUGUGUUGUAACAAACACAGAAGCAAAACAAAGUGUGCAGGGCCCACCCACGCCACUUGUGCUCCGGAGUGAUGGUGUAAUGGGGGAGUAUGAGCCAAAGAUUGAAGUGCGUUUUCCAGAAACAACACAGGCAGCAAAAGGCUCGUCAGUUAAACUGGAAUGUUUUGCCCUUGGAAAUCCUGUUCCCAGCAUCAGCUGGAGGAGAUCUGACGGCAGCCCAUUGGCUAGAAAAAUCAACACAUCCAAAGGAAUCCUUGAAAUCCCAGAUUUUCAGCAAGAAGAUGAAGCUUGUUAUGAAUGUAUUGCAGGAAACGUUCGGGGAAAGAAUGUGGCAAGAGGCCAACUGUUUAUAUAUGCAUUCCCUGAGUGGAAUAAAAGCAUUGAGAAUACCCAUCUCUCAAUCUAUGACACCUUGGUUUGGGAAUGUAAAGCAACUGGGAAGCCAACACCUUCAUAUAGUUGGUUUAAAAACGGCCAGCCGCUCACCUCAGAGGAAAGAAUUCAAAUUGAAAAUGGCACUCUUACUAUAACUAUGCUGAAUAUUUCGGACUCUGGCCUCUAUCAGUGUGUUGCAGAAAACAAAUAUGAAUCUAUUUAUUCCAAUGCUGAGUUAAGAGUAAUAGCUUCAGCUCCUAAUUUUUCCAAACAUCCUAUGAAAAAAAUGUCAGUUGUCCACGUGGGAGGUGAAGUCAUUAUUGGAUGUAAACCGGAGGCUUCGCCCAAGGCAGUUAUUAGCUGGAAAAAACGCUCUGAGACUCUACGGCCAAGUAAAAGAAUCUUUAUCCUAGAGGACGGCAGCCUGAAGAUAUAUAAUGUUACCAAAUCAGAUGCAGGUGUAUACACUUGCAUAGCAAUGAAUCAAUUUGGAGUUGCUAGGAAUACAGGGAACCUGAUUGUGAAAGAAAGAACUGUCAUUACUACUCCACCUUCCAAUAUGGAUGUUACAGUUGGAGAAAGUAUUGUCCUGCCCUGUCAAGUAUCCAAAGAUCCAUCAAUUGAGGCUGGUUUCUCAUGGUCAUUUAAUGGAGAUACUAUAGAUUUUAAAAGAAGAAUGACUCAUUUUGAAAGAGCUGGAGGUCAAGAAUCUGUAGGGGACCUUAUGAUAAGAAAUAUUCAGCUAAAUCAUUCUGGGAAAUACACAUGCACUGUGCAAACAGCUAUGGACAUGCUAUCUGAAACAGCAGAAAUAAUUGUAAGGGGCACUCCAGGUCCACCCAAAGAUGUCAGUAUUGAACAUGUUUCGAGUACAACUGCAGUGCUAACCUGGAGACCAGGAAUAGAUAAUAACAGUCCAGUCCAGAUAUACACUGUUCAAACAAGGACUCCCUUUUCGGUUGGAUGGCAGGCUGUUUCAACAGUUCCUGAAGUUAUUAAUGGACGGACCCACACAGCAACAGUGGUUGAUCUAAAUCCUUGGGUUGAAUAUGAAUUUCGAGUUGUGGCUGGAAACACUGUUGGCAUCGGAGAGCCAAGCACACCAUCCGAGCUACUAAGAACUAAAGCAUCAAUUCCCACAGUGGCACCAGCAAAUGUGAGUGGAGGUGGAGGAAGCCGGUCUGAACUUGUCAUCACAUGGGAGUCAAUUCCUGAAGAACUACAAAAUGGGGAAGGUUUUGGAUACAUCAUUAUGUUCCGGCCUCUUGGCUCAAAGAGCUGGACAAAAGCAGUGGUUACCUCAGUGGAGGCAUCAAGAUACAUCUAUAGAAAUGAAAGCAUCACGCCAUUAUUCCCUUUUGAAGUGAAAGUGGGUGUCUUCAAUCAUGAAGGAAUAGGCACCCUAAGCCCAAUAUAUAUUGUCUAUUCUGGAGAAGAUGGGCCACAGAUAGCACCAACUGGAACUUCAGCACAAAGCUUCUCAGCCUCCAACAUGGAAGUCUCUUGGAAUCCUGUUGCAUGGAACAGACAUACUGGAAGAGUUCUUGGCUAUGAGAUCUUAUACUGGAUGGAUGAUUCGAAGGAUUCUACAACUGGCAAAGUCAGAGUCAAUGGCAACAUUGCCGCAAAAAACAUUACCAGCCUCAGGGCCAAUACAAUGUAUUUUGCCACAGUGAGAGCUUACAACACAGCUGGGACUGGACCAUCAAGUGUCCCAGUUAAUGUCACUACGAAAAAAUCACCACCAAGCCAACGGCCAGCAAACAUUGCCUGGAAAUUGACCAAUUCAAAGAUAUGCUUGAACUGGGAACAUGUGAAAACAAUGGAAAAUGAGUCUGAGGUGCUAGGCUACAAAAUUUUGUAUAGGCAAAAUCGACAAAGCACCAAGCAUAUACUGGAGACAAACAAUACAUCCGCUGAGCUGCUGGUACCUUUCGAAGAAGAUUAUCUCAUAGAAAUAAGAACUGUGAGUGAUGGUGGGGAAGGUAGCAGCAGUGAGGAAAUUAGGAUUCCAACCAUGUCAAGCUUAAGCUCCAAAGGGACACACACCUGCCACUUUGUAGUUUACAUAAUGGCAACUAAAUUUCUGAUUCUGAUUUAUAUUCUCAAUUCCUCUGGGUUUUUGAUUGAACGGAGCCAACAAGCAGCCCCUGGACCUUUUAAAACCAAGCAGCCAUAGUUGUUGGGAGAUUUCCCCCAGCCCACUUGAAAUGCAGUUACAUCUGU
This is a messenger RNA of Elgaria multicarinata webbii, 3531 nucleotides long. RefSeq names its product contactin-6-like. Gene Ontology annotation, biological process: cell-cell adhesion; brain development; axon guidance. NCBI's taxonomy places the organism in Eukaryota, Metazoa, Chordata, Lepidosauria, Squamata, Anguidae. Gene Ontology annotation, cellular component: plasma membrane; axon. The record is from RefSeq and is a predicted model, not a curated record. Gene Ontology annotation, molecular function: cell-cell adhesion mediator activity. Bases 347 to 3484 code for a protein of 1045 amino acids. The transcript has 24 exons.